Molecule: messenger RNA, 582 nt
Organism: Haemonchus placei
Lineage: Eukaryota; Metazoa; Nematoda; Chromadorea; Rhabditida; Trichostrongylidae
Source: the annotation of a GenBank genome assembly
AUGUUGCUCGAUGAAAGGAAGCAGGAACUCGUGUGGUUCCUAUAUCGGCAUCAAAAUAUGAAGCCGUCUGCCAUAGCGGACGCCCUCAAGUCGACUUAUGGGAUAUCGGUCGGCAACAAGCAGAUAAGCAACAUUCUCAAUCGAGUCGCUCACGGACAGGUUCGUAGGCAUCGUCGCUUGGAAUCUGGAAGACCUCUGACUUCCUGUAGCCCCGACAACUCCGCAAUGGUCUGCGAUGCCGUGGAAGACGAGCCGAUCGUUCCAGCAACCGUGAUCGCCAAGCGCACUGGGAUUCCGCGGACGUCGGUUCAGCGUAUUCUGAAGAAACGAGGGUUUAAACUGGUGUCCAAGGCUAGCUCCUCGGUGUCUGUGGCUUAUUUGAUAAUCACCCUUCAGGUAAGGGUACACUGCGUUAACGAGAAGCAGCAGAAGAAUCGCGCGGAAUGCUGCCAGCGUUUGCUGCCAAAACUCAACGACGAAUUUAUGAAACGGAUCGUUUUUAGCGAUGAGAAGCUCUUCUUGAUCUCUCCUCCAAGGAACAGUAAUACGGGAGUAAUAAGGGACGCAUAUGGACCACCCUGA